AUGGCAUCAUUCUCCUUCGGAUUCGGCGGCGAUGACAUAGAGGACGACUCCGUUCCCGUCCCGGCCGCCGAGGCCUCCGCGCCCGCCCCGGAGCCCGAGACCCCGCAGUCCGCUGCAACAGCCAGCGCCUUUCCGGUGCCCGGCAAACCCCAGCUGCCGCCCACCGCCCACGACCUGCAGGACAUGCUCUCCAGGCUGCCCUCAAAGGUCGCCUUCGGGACCCUGGACGUCACCCUGGACGACGGUAGCCUCAUCAAGAUCCCUCGUCGCGAGCUCUGGGACGUGCGAGUGCAGCUCAUGGCCGAGGAUGAGGCCGCCGGUGACGGUGCCGAUGCCGAAGGCCUCGGCAGCCACGAUGUCAAGACGGGCGUCUACGAGGGCGGUUUCAAGAGCUGGGAGAGCAGCGUGGACCUCGUCAAGGUUCUCGCCAGUGGCCAAUACUUGGACCUGCUCAAGCAACGGCCUCUCCGAGUGAUCGAGCUUGGAUGCGGCACAGGGCUUCCAUCGCUCGCUCUUUUGCAAUGGACCAUGAGGAAUCCAGCGCCGAGAUCGCCACUUUUGCUGACCCUGGCCGACUACAACCCGACAGUCUUGCAACUGGUCACGUUGCCCAACUUUAUCCUCGCCUGGGCUCUGGAACGCAGGGACCAGAACCCCGCCCUGGAGGAGGCCUUCGCGAUGGGAGACGAGCUCGAACUCACAUCAGAGGUCUUGCAGCAAUUCAAGGAGUUCCUGACGUCUUCCCAAAUCUCUCUCAAUUUCAUUUCUGGUGGCUGGUCAGAGGAGCUUGUUGAUCUUCUCUAUGAGUCUCAGUCCAAGCUGGACGGGUCCAGCAGUUUCGAUACCCUUCUUAUUGGAGCGGAAACCAUCUACUCGCCCUUCGCACUUGAUGCUUUCAACGAGAUGGUCCUUGCCAUCCUCAAUAGAGAACAGAGCCAACGUAGCAACUGCCAGUCGCAGGCGCUGGUUGGGGCGAAGCGGCUUUACUUUGGCGUUGGAGGUUCACUCGAUGAUUUUGUGGAUAAGGCUAGGGGAAGAGGAGCAACGGUAACUCAAGUCAGGGAGGAGGCUGAGGGUGUUCGGCGAGGUGUCGUUCGAUGCACUCUGGGCUCGCCUCGUGAAUAG
Messenger RNA from Colletotrichum tamarilloi, 1125 nucleotides. RefSeq lists its product as uncharacterized. The record is from RefSeq and is a predicted model, not a curated record. The transcript has 2 exons. The coding region runs from base 1 to 1125 and encodes 374 amino acids. Gene Ontology annotation, biological process: peptidyl-histidine methylation, to form tele-methylhistidine. Gene Ontology annotation, molecular function: protein-L-histidine N-tele-methyltransferase activity. NCBI's taxonomy places the organism in Eukaryota, Fungi, Ascomycota, Sordariomycetes, Glomerellales, Glomerellaceae.